CCCCUCUCCACCAUGAGCUCUGGAAGACGACUGACACCAAACUUCCCCCGGAGCCACUCAUAAUUGUGCUUUCAGCUUAAAAGUUGGACUUUUGGGCUUGUGCAUACUUGGGUCUCGCCUCCACCGCCGCGUCGCUCUUGCACACAAUGCCUCUAGGAGUCCUUAGUCCGCAGGUCAAAAGCUCCCUGAGUGGGAGCACAUUUUUGGACCGUGGAUCCAUAGCAGAGCAGGGACCGGCGCCGCCGCUCCGUAGCUACCUUUGUUUGACCAUUUUUACCUGCUUUUGUCCGGCAUACCCCAUCAACAUUGUGGGCCUGGUCUUCUCUGUCUGGUCCAGAAGGAGCUAUUAUAACGGAGACUACGACGGGUCCAGGCGUCUGGGCAGGAACGCGCUCUAUGUGGCUGUCGCCUCCAUCAUCAUUGGUCUGCUCAUCAUCGUCAUCUCCUGCAUUGUUCAUUUUACCAAAAUGGAGUUUUAGCAGAGUGGAAGUGGAGAGAGUGGGAGAAGGGAAAUAAGACUCUCACAGAAACGUCAGAGGACAUGUUGGUUGGUUCAUGCCAUCUGCCAAUGAGAGGCUCGUGUUUACUUCAGUCUGUACAUCACUUCCACUCAUGUUUCCUUUUCUUUACACGAACAAUCCACCUGCUUACAAAUGUAUUAAUUGUAUAAUGAAUUCAAUAGAUUUUAUACUUUUUCUACAAAGUCCAAAAUAUCUAAUCUUUGCUUAAAUGUUUAGUAAGACAUUAAUAUGUUGUGCUAUAUUUUUACUCGUUCUGAUAUCGUGUCAGUGUGUGGUGCCGAAAAUAAAAUGACUUGUGUGUCUAACAUGUGAAUUGAGAAAAGCCAUGACUCAUCUGGCAACUAAAGCAAAUUGUGUGACAGGAAAACUAAUCACACUAUCACAUAACACGUAGAAAGGGUUAAAACCAGCAACGCACUCAACCAGAUGCCUAUUUGAAAUAUUUCUCUUGCACGCGACAUCCUCCUUGACCUUUGACCUGUAAUUGAAGUUGCAGAAAGCAUGUCCUUGUAGUUUGAUCUGCGAUAGUACCCUCCCCACUAAAUAUAGCCGGGCCCUCCUGGCGCUUCAGGUUGGCCAGGCUGUCACAUGGUCCAGCAAAACAGACCCUGUUGCGAGGUAACAGAAACAUGCAAUGUGUCAUAAGAGGUGGGAUGAAAUAAAGUGAUGAUUCAGGUGGGUUCAA
Molecule: messenger RNA, 1206 nt
Organism: Betta splendens (Siamese fighting fish)
Lineage: Eukaryota; Metazoa; Chordata; Actinopteri; Anabantiformes; Osphronemidae
Product: transmembrane protein 233
Exons: 3
Coding region: 147-479 (110 amino acids)
Cellular component (GO): membrane
Source: RefSeq, a predicted model, not a curated record